Molecule: messenger RNA, 543 nt
Organism: Cornus florida
Lineage: Eukaryota; Viridiplantae; Streptophyta; Magnoliopsida; Cornales; Cornaceae
Product: extensin-like
Exons: 1
Coding region: 1-543 (180 amino acids)
Source: RefSeq, a predicted model, not a curated record
AUGCACCAGAACCACAUCCUAGACCAUGGUGAUGAUCUUCCUUGCAACACACUGCAACAACCACCACUCUACCAGGGCAGCUCCACCAUCCACCACCACCACAACUGCCAUGUAACCACCACUACAAUUGGUACUGACACAAAUUUGAAUUCAAAUUCAAAUCACUUGAUAUCAGGUAUGUCCCAACCUCAUCUCUUACCCACUCCCCAUGCUUCACCACCUUUUCUAGCAACAUGUCCUAUGAUCACAUCUGAUUCUCAACCAUCUCAACCUAUCUUAACUAAGUCAAAUUUCAAAACCACCAAACCUUCAAAUCAAUCUGCAAACUCUGAAAAGCUUAUCAAAGAAAGUUCACGUGUCCCAUCUACAUCCCCUUUACACAAUGGUCCAACAAUGAAUCCAUCUCCCAUGCCUAGUCACCAGCCCUCACCAAAGACUAAUUCCACUCAACCUCUCACCCUUGCCUUGAAUGCACCCACAGAGUUUUCUCCAUCUACAUAUACACCCCAACCACCAGAUCCCCAACCCAACCCUCCCUCUUAG